AUGGCGCUUGAAUAUUUUUCAUCCUACUCCUUACUCCCCCGACUCAUCAUCACUCCUUGCUUAUUCAUAUUUCUCAUUUUCCUUCUGUACUCGAUAUCAUUAUUCCAUGUCACUUUUACAUCUGCCUCUACACCUACCACUUCCUUUUUGAAAGUUGAACAAGAUCAAGAGGCAGUUGCUCUUCUAACAUGGAAGACCAGUCUUGAUAAUCAAACCCAAUCUUUCCUUUCUUCUUGGUUUGGACGCAAUUCUUGCCAUCAUUGGUUUGGAGUGACUUGUCAUAGCUCAGGAAGUGUCUCCAAUAUAGACCUUCACAGUUGCGGUUUGAGAGGUACACUCCACAAUCUCAACUUCUCAUUACUCCCCAACCUCCUCACUCUUAAUCUUUAUAACAACUCCCUCUAUGGAACUAUUCCAAUCAACAUUGGUAAUAUUUCCAAACUAAUCACAUAUCUUGACUUUGGUUUCAAUCAUUUCACUGGUGUAAUAUCUCCCCAACUUGGAUUUCUAACAUCUCUUAGCGUUCUAGCAUUGUCUUCUAAUAAUUUUAAAGGCCCAAUUCCUCCUUCCAUAGGUAACUUAAGAAACUUAACCACUCUAUAUCUUUUUGAGAACGAGCUUUCUGGUUUCAUCCCUCAAGAAAUUGGAUUGUUAAGAUCUCUUAAUGAUCUUCAAUUGUCAAAUAACAAUCUCACUGGUCCAAUCCCUUCUUCCAUAGGUAACUUGAGGAACUUAACCACUUUGUACCUUUAUAUAAACGAACUAUCUGGUUCUAUUCCUCAAGAGAUUGGAUUGUUGACAUCACUUAAUGAUCUUGAGUUGUCAAUGAACAAUCUCACUGGUCCAAUCCCUCCUUCCAUAGGUAACUUGAGGAACUUAACCACUUUGUACCUUUAUAUAAACAAAUUAUCUGGUUCUAUUCCUCAAGAAAUUGGAUUGUUAACAUCACUUAAUGAUCUUGUGUUGGCAAUUAAUAAUCUCAUUGGUCCAAUCCCUCCAUCCAUAGGAAACUUGAGAAACUUAACCAAUCUGUAUCUUUCUAAGAAUGAGCUUUCUGGUUCCAUCCCUCAAGAAAUUGGAUUGUUAAGAUCUCUUAAUGUUCUUCAAUUGUCAACUAACAAUCUCACUGGUCCAAUCCCUCCUUCAAUAGGUAACUUAAGGAACUUAACCACUUUGUACCUACAUACAAACAAACUAUCUGGUUCUAUUCCUCAAGAAAUUGGAUUGUUGACAUCACUUAAUGAUCUUGAGUUGUCAAUUAACAGUCUCACCGGUUCAAUCCCUCCUUCCAUAGGUAACUUAAGGAACUUAACCACUUUGUACCUUCAUACAAACAAACUAUCUGGUUCUAUUCCUCAAGAAAUUGGAUUGUUGACAUCACUUAAUGAUCUUGAGUUGUCAAUUAACAGUCUCACCGGUUCAAUCCCUCCUUCCAUAGGUAACUUGAGGAACUUAACCACUUUGUACCUUCAUACAAACAAACUAUCUGGUUCUAUUCCUCAAGAGAUUGGAUUGUUGACAUCACUUAAUGAUCUUGAGUUGUCAAUUAACAGUCUCACCGGUUCAAUCCCUCCUUCCAUAGGUAACUUAAGGAACUUAACCACUUUGUACCUUCAUACAAACAAACUAUCUGGUUCUAUUCCUCAAGAAAUUGGAUUGUUGACAUCACUUAAUGAUCUUGAGUUGUCAAUUAACAGUCUCACCGGUUCAAUCCCUCCUUCCAUAGGUAACUUGAGGAACUUAACCACUUUGUACCUUCAUACAAACAAACUAUCUGGUUCUAUUCCUCAAGAGAUUGGAUUGUUGACAUCACUUAAUGAUCUUGAGUUGUCAAUUAACAGUCUCACCGGUUCAAUCCCUCCUUCCAUAGGUAACUUAAGGAACUUAACCACUUUGUACCUUCAUACAAACAAACUAUCUGGUUCUAUUCCUCAAGAAAUUGGAUUGUUGACAUCACUUAAUGAUCUUGAGUUGUCAAUUAACAGUCUCACCGGUUCAAUCCCUCCUUCCAUAGGUAACUUGAGGAACUUAACCACUUUGUACCUUCAUACAAACAAUCUGGUUCUAUUCCUCAAGAGAUUGGAUUGUUGACAUCACUUAAUGAUCUUCAGUUGGAAACUAAUAGUCUCACUGGUUCGAUCCCUCCAUCCAUUGGAAACUUGAGAAAUUU
Molecule: messenger RNA, 2170 nt
Organism: Vitis riparia (riverbank grape)
Lineage: Eukaryota; Viridiplantae; Streptophyta; Magnoliopsida; Vitales; Vitaceae
Product: probable leucine-rich repeat receptor-like protein kinase At1g35710
Exons: 1
Coding region: 1-2091 (696 amino acids)
Molecular function (GO): protein binding
Source: RefSeq, a predicted model, not a curated record